GAGAUGCAAACGUGUAGAGCGUGAGGAUGAUGAAGCACAGGAAGACAAGGAAGAAAGGGAUAACCACAAACACCUUCACAAUCAUGGACAGAUGUGGAACCAAUGGCCACCCAGAAUGCAAGUGAAGAUGAGCAGAUUCACCUGAUCCAAGUGGACCCAGUCCGGAGGAAUAUAUCAUUGGCACUGACCCAGAUCUUUGUGUGGCCGUUCAUUUUCCUCAUCUUCUUCAUGCUGUUAACAUUCUCCAAGAAAGAAGCGUUCAGAACAGACACACGUUAUAUACUGUUCGGUCACUCUCUUCUUGUAGAUAUAUUGUUUCUUUUGCUGACGGAUUUAGUAGUUAUACUUUCAUACAAUGUUGUGUUAAUACCACUGCACCUAUGUGUCCCUGUUUGUAUGUUAAUGGAGACUAUAACAGCAUGUGCACCAUUAACAAUCUUGGCCAUGUGUUUGGAGCGCUAUGUGGCCAUUUGCAUGCCACUGCGACAUAACGCCAUCUCCACCUCUAGAAGAGCGCUGAUGGUCAUUCUCAUGAUUUGGUUUUUGAGUUUCAUUAGCCCACUUGUUGAUAUGCUCAUCCUGGUUUCCACCGCUUCUCGUGAAUACCUGUCUCAAAAAACACACUGUCACUAUGAGAUUAUGAUCCCGGAAGGGAUUCGCCGUUUUGCUAGGGGCCUCUUGUUUAUUGUGGGGAUGUUGAUUAUCCUCUUAAUAGAGGUGGUCUGUUAUGUUAUGAUAUUCCUCGCCGCACGUGCGGCCUCAAGUGACAAAAAUUCUGCAUCUAAAGGACAACGCACAAUUUCCCUGCACAUCAUUCAGCUUAUUCUGUGUUCUGCUGAGAUUGUGUGUCCGUACAUUGAGAACGUUGUAAUGGAAUAUGACAUUCAAACAUAUUUGACUGUGCGUUUUGUCAAUUUCCUGGUGUUUAGUAUCACAUCACGAGCAGUAAGUCCUCUUGUGUAUGGUUUUAGAGAUGAGAAAUUCUAUGCAGCUAUGGUGUAUUACCUGGGAUGUAAAAUAAAUGUGAUCUCAUCUGACACAGAUAGAUAAACAUAAUUAACUUGGAAAGUCUGUGAACUCAAGAGAUCAAAAUGCACUGGAAUCCAUUGUUCAGUUAUUGAAACUCUAUGAUGUACAAAAUAUAAACAGAAGGGUCACAAACAACGGGCCACAGUGAAUGCAACUCAAAUACUACAAGUUCACUUCAGACUAUAAGUGGCAAUAUUUGCUGCAUUGGCAUCUUCAGAUAGUAUGUCAUUUAUCUUUACUUAUGCUUUCUUGUAAAUAUAUGUGUCUACACAACCUGUAAUUUAUAAUGUAGAUGAACAAAUGCAUUCAGAAUACAUUAUUAAACAAACUAAAUAAUAUUAAAAUUUUCAGUCAAUUAUUAUGACUUGUAUUU
This is a messenger RNA of Triplophysa dalaica, 1402 nucleotides long. Its product is annotated as odorant receptor 131-2. Bases 103 to 1050 code for a protein of 315 amino acids. NCBI's taxonomy places the organism in Eukaryota, Metazoa, Chordata, Actinopteri, Cypriniformes, Nemacheilidae. Gene Ontology annotation, molecular function: G protein-coupled receptor activity. The record is from RefSeq and is a predicted model, not a curated record. Gene Ontology annotation, biological process: G protein-coupled receptor signaling pathway. Gene Ontology annotation, cellular component: membrane. The transcript has 2 exons.